AUGGCAGAGGGCGGACAGACGGCCAGCGCCUUCUCGCCGCUGCUGGGCGCCGCCACCACCGCCGUCAGGUCGCUCUUAUGCCGGGGGCCGGUGGCCGUGUUCUCGGUGGAGAGAUGCCGCCGGGACCCGAGCAGCGGGGGCGGCCUGCUGCGGGACUGCGGCCUGCCGCCCGAGGCCGACCUGUACGACGUGAGCCUGAGCGACGGCCGCUGGCUGCUCCGGGCGACGCUGCGGCCUCCCCUCAACCCGCUGGUCCGCCGCAACGAGCUGCGCUGCGGCUGCGAGCUGGAGCAGCUGCUCCUGGGCGUCGAGUACGACGAGCGGCGGGCCAGCGCCGGCUGCAGGCUCUUCGUGGUGAUGGAGGCCCGGGUGGUUGCCAAUGGCGACGGCGCUCCCUCGCCCCUCUUAAAGGAGACGCGCUGCCGGAAGCUGCAGGACCUGAACGACGAGGCGGGGCGGUGGGCGGGGCCAGACCUGCCACUCAGAGCCAGGAGGCGGAGCUACCUCCCUCUAUGGGGUGACAGUGACUAUUAUGGAGAUGUCUGGUUCCCAGAGUCCAACAAUGGUCGCCCUCCAGCCCCUUCGCAACACCCCAAAGGAGCUGGGAGCAUUUGCCUGAGACAGCUGGAGGGAUGUAUCUCACAAAAGAGGAUAGACCACCCACCAGUGCUCGUCCGAAUCCUUCGCAAGUACAGACUCUGCCAUUAUGGACGGCCUGACAGAUAUGCAGAGUGUCCAUUCCAGGCCAAAUUCCUAGCGGCAGAUAAAUCAGGGAUGGCCACGUUAGUGCUGUGGAACUCCUUCUGCAUGGACUGGUACAGACAUCUGGAGCCGGGGAUGGUGAUACAGCUGUACAACUAUGUGGUGAAGGAGAGCUAUGCCACUCGGAUGGGGCAAGACCCUGGACUUACAAUGGAACCUGCCUUAGAACUGAAUUUAAACACAAGGAAUCCAGCGGCCGACAUCACCAUCAUCAAUGACCAGCCUGGGAAUGCAGAGUGGCAGGUACCGCCGCUCCAGUACACCUUUGUCACCAGGACGGAACUGUCGCAGCUUCGCCCGGGAGAUCAGUGCGACGUGAUCGGCCUCGUUACGUUUGUCGGGAGGCAAGAGCGCAUCCGGAGCCAAGAGCACGCCGGCGAGUUCGUGGCUUACCGCUGGGUGCACCUGACCGACGGGACGGCGCCAGAACCUUUCGUGCUGAAGCUUUUCUCCACUUGCCAACCGGAGAUCCAGGCGCAGAUAUACCCCUGCAGCAUUUCCGAAAACACUGUGACCUUCCUUGUGUGCACCAAUGUCAGGGUGGAAGGCAAAAUGGUCGAUGCCAGUGGACAGACCAUGUGCCCUCACCUCUUCAGCACCAAGUACAGUCAGGUGUUUAUCAAUGGUCACCAUCGGGGGAAACUUUACGUGAAGAAUCCCAAAGUGAAGGAGUUUAUCCAGUGGAUACGGAUGGCGAAGGACAAGGAAAGGGAGCGGCUGAGCCAGACUCAGAUUGGCGGAUGUUACAGCUUCCCCCCGCUACCCUGCAACGAGCGGAACUUCCGAAACGAAGUGCUCGGUGUAUCGACAUUGACCACCAUGGGGGAACUGAAGCAGCUCCUGGAGCAGUUGGAAUACAGAGAGUACAGAAGAGUCAAUGUCCAAGGCCACAUCUGCUGCGUGAAGUACAAGUCACUGGGAACUGACGGAGAGGAGGAGGUCCUUGUCUUCAGGCCUGGUGUUACCGGCUCCACAGGGAAGCGGGCUGGUGUCACCCAGUCACCCGUUGUUGACCGAUCCUACCAGGGCACGGGGAGAAACCGCAGCCCUGAGAUCCCCAUCAUCAGGACUUCACCGAGUCAAAAAACAACCCCGUCACCACGACAAAAGAGAUCAAGGAAAGGGUUGACGUACAGGAAAAGACCAAUUCGAAUGAGGCUGAAUGAAAGCACAGAGUCGAGCGAAGGGGAAACUGAUGUCACUCAGAAACGCACUUGUUCGGAAAACCCGACCCCUAAACAAGACCUCAGUUUUGCCAAGGCUUGCAAGGAGUUCUACACGAGCUCUGACGACACAGAGAUGGAGUCCAGCGUGUGUCCAAGCAGCGGCUCAUGGACCGGCAGCCUGAGUAAGCAGCAGCAUGUCCCCCACAGUGGACACGUCUGUGAGAUGGUGGCCCGCAGCUUCCACUUGAGGGACAAGGCCCUGCUCCUCAACACGUUUGAACUGCAGCCGUCCAGUUUCAAUGGAGUGCGGCCUGAUUUUGGCAAGAAGCUCCAUCAGUGCGAGUUGGCGUGUUGCCGUGGUUACUACACCGUCACCAUUUUAGGGCUGAACGGCGAGCUGUCCUUGGACACGAUCUUCCUCCCCACCAAUCCCAGGUCGGACCAUCGGGAUUUGUGGCCCGCCAAGCACGACAACUCCUUCAUCAACGUUUUAGCUCAUGGAGGUCUAUCGUUGGGGCAAGAUGGUGGCAGCAACGCAGAGAUUGAAGAGUUCCUCCCACAGCCUCCUGGCGACGUCCUCAGUCCUGUGUGUGGCCUGGAGAAGAUGCUGUUCAUCUUUGUCCUCGAUGUGUGUAGCCAAGGCAGCUCCAGAGUCGAAGUCGCCCUGAACCGAGCCUACGUCCAACACCACGCUCUCUGAACAGUUGGGUCUCUUCAUUACUUAACACCAGCUUCCCAAAACAGAACAGAUACUGUGACUUACGGCAGACAGUGUUUUAUAUUAUUUUUAGGUAGCCUUGUUUCUGAAAAGAGAAAAAUAUGUUUUUUUUGUUCCUGUGGAAUGUAUCGAUAUCUCUGUCAUCGUUAGAAAUCAUUGGCUGGAUUGACGAGCUGGCUAGAUUCAAUGAUACUUUACUCACAUUAAAUGUGGUGUCCAGUGA
Molecule: messenger RNA, 2869 nt
Organism: Leucoraja erinaceus (little skate)
Lineage: Eukaryota; Metazoa; Chordata; Chondrichthyes; Rajiformes; Rajidae
Product: RPA-related protein RADX-like
Exons: 15
Coding region: 1-2628 (875 amino acids)
Biological process (GO): regulation of DNA repair
Cellular component (GO): replication fork
Molecular function (GO): single-stranded DNA binding
Source: RefSeq, a predicted model, not a curated record